GAGGGGGAUUGGAAGGAGGGGGGAAAUUCCCGUAAUUCCCCAAACUUCCAUGCCUGAUCACGCAGCUUCGCACCCUCCCUCACUGCCAGUCUGGAAACAGUUGAAACAGGUUGCUGAUGAUGAAAAUAGGCAUUUGGAAGAAGAAUUCAGGAUUAACUUCACAUUCAUUAUAGACAUUGGCCCCAAGUCUUUGUUCAUACUGGAUUUCUUUGGUUUGUUCCAGUGUUUAUUUAUUCUCCUUCUCAGUUUUGACUCUGUGCCAGAUUUAGCGAGUGUGUCAUGUGAAAGUCUGUUACCUGUGAGCGUUUACUGAAAAUCCCUAGGGCGUGUUCUUGUUUAUUUCCCACACUCAUCUCGUUCACACAGCUUUUGAGGUGCUUAGCGAAAGCAUUUGUGGGCCAUCAGGUCUCUAGAGAAGAGUUUGGAGAAGACAGAGCUGAGCAUUACGCAACCUAGGAGUGCCGCUCAUUAUUUUGAAACAAAUUUUUCCUUUUGCUUCAAGGCAAUUUUUUUUUUUGGUAUCUGAAGCAGAGUUUUGAAUCCCACUAUUCAGCUUUGACAGCCAAAGAUCUGUGAUCGAGUGCUUUGUGAUAUGAGGGUUUGUGUGGAGGAACAGGUGGGAAUUGGACUACCUAGCAUCUCUUUAUCUUUGGAGAAAGCUGCUGUGAUUCUGGGAGUCAGAAUGGAGGCAAGAGAGGUUUCAGCCUCAUUGACGCGAUACAGAAAUCCGAAGGUAUCAUUUGGUUCUGAGUCACACGAGAGAAGAAACUCUGAGCCACUGAUCACAUGUUCAUGUUCACAACGUCUACAUCCAACAGAAGAUUGUUGUGACUCUAGAUUAUCUGAACAGAUACUUAUGGACUAUGGUGCAAGAAGCCCUUUGGACAGCAGAUCCAAGAGCCUGGACAGCCUGGACUAUGUACACAAAGACUGCUGUUGCAGCACAGUUUUGUGCCGCCGUGUAGAGGGAUUGUGUUGCAGCCAGCAGUGCAGCACAUGUGGGCCAGUGGAAACAGACGGGUUCUGCCAAGAGGCCUCCUUUCAAAGUAGAGGCUGGGAAACAGGGUUUCCGAGGAAAACAGAGGGGUUUUCUUCUGCCGCGACGCGGCUCGCUGGAGAGCCGCCAAGCCUGGAUGAGGAGAGGCUCAGCACCAGGAGAAUCAGCUUUCCGACGCCGUUCGUGUCGAGCUUCCACUGCAUGUGUGCCUAUGCCGCAAGGCUGGAAACAGUAACGCAGGAUCGGGUGAAUUUAAAUUCUGCCAACAGUAUCUUCUCAAGCCUGAAGAAGCUCAACAAGAGAUCCAAAAUCAGGUGCUCGAGGAUGCCCUGCCAGGCUUCCACAAUCUCAAAGACUACUGUGGCUCACCAACACAGCGAUGGCGAGGCCGCAGUUUCCGAUAGCGAGUUUGCUCACAAGAAGGAGCGCUCCACUGCCCUGGUCCGGAGAUACCUGAAGAACAACCAGAAGGUUUCGAAGAAGGUCUGCACUGGCACCAGAGCGAUUAUGAGGACCGGGCACAUAUCAGAUAGCGCAUUGCGGGCUGCUUAUGGAAGAAGAUGUCGUCUCAGCAAGGGCUGUAACGUUAUAGAGACAGAAUACAGCAGAGUGCUCCAGGCCAUCCAGCUACAGGUCUCCAGGGCUCUUCUCUCCUGUGCAGGGGUCAGACUGGAGCAGCUCCAGUAUGACUUUACUGCUCUGAAUGCUGAGGUUCACCUCCUGCACCCCUCCAGGAAGCUGCUGGCUCGGGCAGUAGCAUGGCUGCCGGCCUGCGUGCAGCACACUGAAUACCGCACCUGCUCCUGUAGGACUAGCUUAGCAGCCCAUCUGAGCGGAGCCCUGCUGGAGGCCACGGCUGCCAUCGCCACCAGCACACCAAUGUUCAAAGAACGUCAGCUGUGUGGCUCCAUGGCCAGCACCGGCUCACUCUCGUCAGGCGUGAUGGGGAUCAGUAAGGAGCUCGCUGAACUGCGGCAGCUCAUCCAGUUCCCGGAGGAAAUCGCCAGCAUCCUGACGGAGCAGGAGCAGCAGCUGUACCGCCGUGUACUCCCGCUUGACUACCUGUGCUUCCUCACACGUGACCUAGCCAGCCCUGAGUGCCACAGGAGCCACCCACACCUCAAAGCCUCGCUCUCCGCGCCCGUCAUGCCUACCCAGAGUUCCCAGCACAAUGUAGUAGAGGACCUGGUUACACGCUUCAAUGAGGUCAGUUCGUGGGUGACCUGGCUUAUCCUGACUGCUGGUUCAAUGGAGGAGAAGAGAGAAGUCUUUUCACACCUUGUUCAAAUAGCCAAAUGCUGCUGGAAUAUGGGCAACUACAACGCGGUCAUGGAGUUUUUGGCAGGUCUUAGAUCUCGCAAAGUUUUAAAGAUGUGGCAGUUCAUGGACCAAGCAGACAUCGAGACCAUGCGAGGUCUGAAGGACGCCAUGGCCCAGCACGAGUCGUCGUCGGAAUACAAGAAGGUAGUGAAUCGAGCCCUGAACAUCCCCGGCUGUAAAGUAGUGCCCUUUUGUGGGGUGUUCCUUAAGGAGCUUAGCGAGGCUCUGGAUGGAGCGGCGAGCUUGAUUGGGCUGCGUCCUUCUUUCGACUCUCAAGAGGACUCGAUCGAGUUUGUGUCCGAUUAUGACGGGCAACAGCAUUUCCUGCAAAGAGCCGGAGCUGAUGGGCUGCACAGCUCGGAGAAGGAGGUCACCGUCAGCAAUAUCCUGCAAACCAUCCGCAGCUGCAAUCGCAGCCUGGAGGCCGACGAGCCAGAGGACGCCUUCAGAGACAGGAGCAAGAACCAGUUUCUAGUCGGGGACCUUUCUGAUUCCGAAGGAGAUUUGACCGAGCAGCCAAGAGAGCUGGAUCUACAGAGCCCGGAGGAACCAGAAGGUGCUUUCAGUCAUGGCACAGAGGUGGUGCCCUGGUAUGUGCUCUCGCUAUCGUCCGACAUGCAUCGCUUCCUGCUGCAGGGUGCCACCGUCAUUCACUACGAGCAGGAGAGCCAUCUGACAGCCCGCUGCCUGCUACGCCUUCAGCCCGACAACUGCACCCUGACGUGGAUCAAACCCCUGAGCAGCCGGAGCAGGGGAAUGGUACCCGAUUCUCUUCUUCAGGGCCAGGCGGUUGUGUGUGGUCUCACUGAGGGAGUCCUCGACUUGAGUGCCGUCAAAGCUGUGUUUAUGGGUCACUCGGGGAUUGAUAUCAACGUCGUGCGCCUGCAGCACAAACUGUGUGGUCUGAGUCCUGAGGAGAACGGAGUCACUCUGCUCUAUGGGCUGCACACUACCGACAACAGGCUGCUGCACUUCGUGGCACCCCGGCACACAGCGUCCGUGCUGUACGAAGGUUUGCAGGAGCUGAUUAGUGCCAUCAGGAAGAUGAAGAGGUUCCCGGACCAGAGGUUGCAGUGGCUACGUAGACAGUAUGUCAGCCUCUACCAGGAGGAUGGUAAAUUUGAAGGACCGACUCUGGCUCAGGCCAUUGAGCUGUUCGGGGGUCGGCGCUGGAACAUGGGCUCAGCCAGCAGAAGCACGGAAAAGACUAGUGCUCAGAAGAACAGCCCACUGGGCAUCAGCUCCAAUGCCAAGAAGAAGAAAAAAGCCCUCGUGAGGGGGGACAGCGGGGAUGCAACUGAUGACGAGAUGAUCUCACGUAAGACAAAAAGCUGUAAGGAAGCGCUGAGCAGGAGAUCUUCAGAUCCGUUAGACAGUGUGGAGCAAGAGGAGAACGAUGACUCCAGCCCCUUUGGAACCCCUGGAUCCUCCUUCUCAAGUAGAACCCAGUCCCCAGGAACUUCCUCCUUCUCUUCCCCGUCCUGCUCGUCUUCAGUGAACAGCUCCACCCCUGUACGGCCGCACUCCUCUCCCGUCCUGCCCUGCAUCUCCAAAGGCCAACCUGGGGCAUGGAGUAGCAGAAGUUGGCAUGGCCGUGGAAAAGGCUGCUUCCGUGGCUUCCAAAACCUCAUGAUCUCCGACAGCAUCAUGAGCUUUGUCGAGUUCGUGGAGCUCUUUAAGUCAUUCAGUAUCCGUAGUCGGAAGGAUAUAAAGGAGCUGUUUGAUACCUACGCUGUUCCCUGCACCCGCUCAGGCCCGGAUUCUGUGCCUCUCUACACCACGCUGAGAAUCGAUGACAAAAUCACAGGGCUUCAGCCUGACCUAGAUCUGCUGACUCGAAACGGCUCGGACCUCGGCCUGUUCAUCCGCACUCGCCAGCAGAUGUCCGAGAACCAGAAGCAGAUUUCUGACGCCAUUGCCGCUGCCAGCAUCGUGACCAAUGGCACAGGCGUGGAGCACUCUUCGCUGGGAGUGUUGGGCCUUGCCAUCCCUCAGCUCAAUGACUUUCUGGUCAACUGCCAGCAUGAACACCUGACCUAUGAUGAGAUCCUUACCAUCAUUCAGAAAUUUGAGCCUUCCUCGAGCAUGCGCCAGAUGGGCUGGAUGUCCUUUGAGGGCUUUGCCAGGUUCCUCAUGGACAAGGACAACUUCGCCUCCAGAAACGAAGAGUCUCAAGUGAACUCGGAUGAGCUGCAGUACCCGCUUUCAUACUACUACAUUGAAUCGUCGCACAACACCUACCUCACCGGCCACCAGCUUAAAGGAGAGUCGUCAGUGGAGCUAUACAGUCAGGUGCUAUUGCAGGGAUGCAGGAGCGUCGAGCUCGACUGCUGGGACGGUGAUGACGGCAUGCCAGUUAUUUACCACGGGCACACGCUAACCACCAAAAUCCCCUUCAAGGAUGUAGUGGAAGCCAUCAACCGGUCUGCUUUCGUGAACUCCGAGAUGCCUGUGAUCCUGUCCAUCGAAAACCACUGCUCUCUGCUCCAGCAGCGCAAAAUGGCCGAGAUCUUCAAGGUGGUGUUCGGAGACAAGCUGGUAACCAAGUUUCUGUGUGAGAGCGAUUUCUCUGAUGACCCACUACUCCCCUCACCAUGGCAGCUAAGGGGCAAGAUCUUACUCAAGAACAAGAAACUGAAGGCACAUCAGGCCCCUGUGGACAUUCUAAAGCAGAAGGCCCUUCAGCUUGCACACAUGCAAGCGCAGGCCAAUAACUGCACGGUUGCUGCUGGUUCUCUUGGCAACAACGAAGAGGAGGAAGAGGAGGAAGACGAGUAUGAUUACGACUACGAGUCCCUGUCUGAUGCUGAUGUCCUCAAUGCUUCCACUGCCUCUUAUAGCCAGGAAGAUAACAUCUUGGAUGACAAACCGGAGGGGAAAUCAUCGACCGAAAAGCUGCAGUACGAGUCCAAUGAUGAGAUGCCAAAGAGGAUAAAGAAAGCAGGGAGUAAAGGAAAGAUGUUUGACAUGGAGCUGGGGGAGGAGUUUUAUCUGCCGCAGAACGAGAAGGAGAGCAGGCAGAUUGCUCAGGAGCUCUCGGACCUCGUCAUCUACUGCCAAGCAAUAAAAUUCCCAGGCCUCUCCACCCUCUCCCCUACGGGCUCUAGCAGAGGAAAGGAGCGCAAAAGCCGAAAAUCCAUCUUUGGCAACGCCCCAGUCCGUGGGAGCCCUGGUGAGCCGGUGACGUUGGUACGCGGCUCGGGGAAAGCUGGUAUGGAUGGCACAAGGGCGAGCUGGGAGGAGCAGGCGAUGCCGGCGAUGGGCGCAACACCUUCCCUGAGCGCCAUCAUCCGCACGCCUAAGUGCUACCACAUCUCAUCAGUGAACGAGAAUGCCGCCAAGCGUUUGUGUCGUCGUUACUCCGCCAGGUUGAUCGGGCACACGGAGCGCCAGCUGUUGCGCACCUACCCUGCUGCCACACGCAUCGACUCCGCCAACCCCAACCCGCUCUGCUUCUGGCUGCACGGCAUCCAACUUGUCGCCCUCAACUACCAGACCGACGAUUUGCCCAUGCAGCUGAACACUGCUCUGUUUGAGGUGAAUGGUCACUGUGGCUUUGUCCUGAAGCCUCCUGUGUUAUGGAAUCGUACCUGCAACCUGUACCAACAGUUCAGCCCACUGGAUCGAGACCUGGAGCACAUGAGCCCUACUUCCUACACGAUUACUGUGGUAUCUGGGCAGAACGUUUGCCCGGGGAAUAGCACUGGCAGCCCGUGUGUGGAAGUAGAAAUACUUGGUUUGCCGGCUGACGCCUGCCAUUUCCGCACCAAACCCAUCCACCGCAACACGCUCAACCCCAUGUGGAGCGAGAGCUUCACCUUCCAGGUGCACUUUGAAGACAUGACAUUCCUACGUCUGGCUGUAGUGGAAAACAACAGCUCGCAAGUCACGGCGCAGAGGAUCCUGCCCCUGAAGGCGCUCAAACCCGGCUACAGACACCUGCAGAUGAGGAAUCAGCACAAUGAGUCACUAGAGGUCUCCUCCCUCUUCCUGUUCAGCCGCAGGUCAGAGGAAAGUCCUGAUGGAGCAGUGCGAUCGGCUGCCGCGUUGUUUAGCUCGGAGGAGAGACGAGCGGCGCAGCAGCACAAGGUGACGGUGCAUGGAACUCCGGGUCCCGAACCUUUCACUGUAAUCAGAGUGAAGGAACACACCACUGUGAAACAGUUACUUCACAUGCUGGUUCCCGAUGCUGCUGCUGACUACUUCCUGACAGAAGAGAAGAUACCGCUGUCUAAGGAAAAGUGUGACACAAAGAAGGUUCUUCAGCAGCGCCCUCUAGCGUCUGACGAGAAGGUUCUCAGAGUUCUGCAUAUCUGGCAGCCUGAGGAUGGAUGUGUGGGCCGAAUAUGCCUUAAAGCCAAGGAGGAGAAUUUGAAAGAGAAGAAGGCAGUGAUGGAGAGAUUGGAGGAAGAAAACAGCGGAGGAGAAGACGACGUGUUCUUUGUUCAGGUUCAUGACGUUUCUCCAGAGCAGCCUCGUACAGUUAUUAAAGCUCCACGCUACAGCACUGCACAGGAUAUCAUUCAGCAGGCGCUGAGCAAAGCCAAGUACUCUGUCAGCAUCCUGAACAACCCAAACCCCACUGAUUACGUGCUGAUGGAGGAGGUGGGACGAGAAGCUCCCGGGAAAAAGGUGUCUUCAACUAAACCCAGUAUGCGUGUGCUGCCGGAUUACGAGUGUGUCUUUCAAGCUCAGUGCAAGUGGAAAGGCCCCGGAAGGUUCAUUCUCAAACUCAAGGAGCAGAUCGGACGCGAGGACAAGAGGAAGUGUGUGUCAUUUGCGAGCGAGCUCUGGAAGCUGACAGGCCGCAGUCGCAGCGUGACUAUGAACGGGCCCGGCUCGAACGAGGCAGCACACAGUAAGGAGGAGCGAGGCGCUCUGCCUCCACUCGACACCUCGGACUGAACGCACGCCUGCCCAUGUGUGUGUGUUUGUGUGUGCAGUGCAUGGAGUCCUGGCCAGGCUCUGCAUUGGCCCUGGGACUGAAGGCCUGGGUGGCAGAGGCCUGGUCCUUUCCCUUGCUUUGGAACUGGAAGCUGCACACAUGAGCAUCGAGCUGCGGAUCUUGUGACCUUUAAUCAACACCAUGAGCUCUGACACUCUGAGUGAAAAGCAUCAUGGGACAGCGAGCGGUGCUGUGUCGCUCCACAGCCUGGAGCUAACCGCUAACAGCGUGAGCAGGCAGCAGGGUCUACGCUGGUUCUGGGACGUGUGAUGAUUCAAUUCUGCCGCCAGCUUACGGCUGCUUUAACGGCUGAAGUGAGCACAGAAGCUCGCUCCUUUAUCUCCUGCAGUACUUUCCUGGACCAGCGCUUCUCCGUACUGCCUCAUUUUGCACAUUUUUCUUUUAUCAUACAAGUUGGUUUUGUUCACAACGUAUUCUUAUUUAAUUAAAAGCAUUUUGUAUUUAUUAUUAAUAUUAUUAUUAUUUUAACGGACCUCCUGUAUACGAGCAGGCAGAAACACGGCACACUCGGGUGUAACACUAACAAGCUUUACUUCUUGUAAAGGACGAGCAGACUGUAAUUUAUUUAUUGUGGAAGUAGCUGCUCUGGUUGGUGUCAGGAGUAAACGCGCCCUCGUUUGGCACAUCCUUUUAUUUCGAAGACCAACAGCGAGGCACUAAGCUGUCUGCUUUAUUCUUUGUAUUUUAGUUUUUUUGCCUGUUUGGUGAGAAAAUAAAAUCAUGUCAGAAAUCUUGAACUUGACAUUUCAUUGUACAUCACCAGUAAGUACACGUACGUAAUUCCUGUAAACGAUUUUAUUCUAUUCUGAAUAAUGAAGACUGUGUGGAUUUGUGGUUGCAGGAAAACGGACCGAACUUCCCGGACCGUUUCCGGGCCACGUGUUAUUUCUUGGUAAUGUUUAGAAAACGUUUUGCAUGUUGCACAAGCGUGUCUUUUGCACUUCUGUCGUGGUUUAAAGCGUGCUCUCCAUACGGUUUUGUUUGAAAUGUCUCUGACUACCUCUGCUAACUCGUGGAGCCUUGACUUGUUACACUUUCCUGUUCUGUGCUGUCUGUCCUUUAUGGCUUAUUAACUGUAACGUGGAUCUGUUCUGCAUGAAGGUUGGAAACGUUUGCAUUUUUUUCCUCUUUCCAUCUUUCUUUCUUUACGACUUUAUCCCUUCUUGUUUUUAUUUAUUUAAAAGCACGGCCCGGGUCGGCCACACGCUUCUCCUCUUGUACAGACGACGACUAUAUGAUAGCACUAUUAAAGCCACGUGUCUAAUUUAUUGCUGAGGGUGUAAAUAUUACCCUGAUAGCUCGUACUGUAUCAGUGAAUAUGAUUUAUACUUUUGUAAUUUAAAGUAUUCAGUGAUGGUAUUUGGAGACACUAAUAUAUACGUAUCUGUGUACUUUUUUCUGUCUGUAAAGGCUUCACAUGUAGUGCAGCUUUAUUAGUAUUUACUUUCAUUUGAUCAGUGAUUAUUUCAGUGGGUCAGUUAAAGUGAUGCCUGUUUAAUAAUGUUAUUGUUCUUUCUUUCAUUUAUGUAUCUUUGUUUUGUGACUGUUGUGGAGGAAAUGACAGUUGUACAA
Messenger RNA from Tachysurus vachellii, 8855 nucleotides. RefSeq names its product phospholipase C, epsilon 1 (gene plce1). Gene Ontology annotation, biological process: small GTPase-mediated signal transduction; phosphatidylinositol-mediated signaling; lipid metabolic process. Bases 593 to 7222 code for a protein of 2209 amino acids. The transcript is spliced from 34 exons. Gene Ontology annotation, molecular function: guanyl-nucleotide exchange factor activity; phosphatidylinositol-4,5-bisphosphate phospholipase C activity. The record is from RefSeq and is a predicted model, not a curated record. Lineage: Eukaryota; Metazoa; Chordata; Actinopteri; Siluriformes; Bagridae.